Messenger RNA from Aspergillus calidoustus, 1293 nucleotides. NCBI's taxonomy places the organism in Eukaryota, Fungi, Ascomycota, Eurotiomycetes, Eurotiales, Aspergillaceae. The record is from the annotation of a GenBank genome assembly.
AUGGGAAAGUCCUCAAAAGACAAGCGCGACGCCUACUAUCGCCUCGCCAAAGAGCAGAAUUGGCGCGCACGAUCCGCCUUCAAAUUGAUUCAAAUCGACGAACAAUUCGAUCUAUUCGAGCACGAGAAUCCGGAGAAAGUGACGAGGGUCGUCGACUUGUGCGCAGCACCUGGUAGCUGGAGUCAAGUGCUCAGUCGAGUGCUGAUCAAGGGCGAAAGCUUUGGCCGGAGAUCCUGGGUCGAGAAGAAGCGCAAGGAACAAGCGGCACUGGCAAAGCGAAAUGGAGAUACACAAGCGGAUGACAAGAAGGGUCAGGAAGCGGGGGAAGAAAAUACUACAGACGACACCGACCCGAAUGUAUUGAAGCCGCGGAAGAAUGUCAAAAUCGUCUCCAUCGAUCUGCAACCCAUGGCUCCUCUUCAGGGAAUCACAACCCUCCAGGCCGACAUCACGCACCCCUCCACGAUCCCCCUCCUUCUGCGCGCAUUAGACCCCGAGGCCUACGAAUCCGAAUCCUCUACACCUCACGCCAUCCGCCAACCACAUCCAGUCGACCUCGUCAUCUCCGACGGCGCGCCAGACGUAACGGGCCUCCACGAUCUAGACAUCUACAUCCAAUCCCAACUCCUCUACUCAGCCCUAAACCUCGCCCUGGGUGUUCUCCGACCAGGAGGCAAGUUCGUCGCCAAGAUCUUCCGCGAGCGCGAUGUCGACCUCCUCUACUCUCAGCUCCGAUCCGUCUUCGAGCGAGUCAGCGUCGCAAAACCACGGAGUAGUCGCGCAAGCAGUCUUGAAGCCUUCAUCGUCUGCGAGGGCUUCAUCCCACCAGCCGUCCACGAUGGCUCGCUAGGUAUGGACUCUUUAAAGAACCCUCUAUUCGGCGGCGCGGCCGUCCCGCAACCUACAUCGGAAAAUGGAAAUCUCGCCGCGGAAGUCCCAGACGAUGAGUCCAAUGCGCCCAAGCGCGUAAAGACCGUUGCCUCUGCAGCCGGAGGAAAGGACAUCCAGACUCGCCUUUUGCACGACGACUCCGGUGACUCGACCACACCCGAGCCUCUGUUCAGUGCACCGCAGAAGUUCGCUGUUGAGAACAGGUGGAUCCCUUCGUUCAUUGCCUGUGGUGAUUUGUCCGCUUGGGAUUCGGACGCUUCUUAUUCUCUUCCGCCUGAUCAUGUUAGUCUAGACCCGGUACAGCCGCCCAUGGCACCGCCGUAUCGGCGUGCGCUGGAACUACGGAAGGAGAAGGGUGGUGCGUAUGGUAAGACGAGGCUGGGGGCCAUGGGGCGCGCCUAG